UUCUUUCUCCUCUCCUCUCCUCCUCCCCAUUCCUCUCACCUCAAACAUGACUUCACUGUCGGGGACUAAGGAGAGGUCUGUGAGCAGCCGGAGCAGAAAAUAUGGGGUGCCUGACACAUCCCCAACCAAAUCUUCCUCCUUCUUUCCGGACACAUGGUACCGAAAGGCCUACGAUGAAACCACCCGCUCCAGUACACGCCCCGCUCCAGAGGGUGCUGGCUCCAUGCCCAGCUCCACAGGAACCCCAUCCCCAGGCUCAGGAAUCUCCUCACCAGGAUCCUUCUCUGGAUCACCUGGGACCAUCUCCCCAGGCAUUGGGACAGGAUCACCUGGUUCCCUAGGUGGCUCCCCGGGUUUUGGGACAGGAUCGCCGGCCUCAGGCAGUGGAAGUUCUCCUGGAAGUGAAAGAGGGAUAUGGUGUGAGAACUGCAAUGCAAGGCUGACAGAGCUGAAACGUCAGGCACUGAAAUUGCUCAUCCCUGGACCUUACUCAAGCAAGGAUCCCUCAUUCUCACUUCUCCUCCAUGAUAAACUUCAGGUGCCCAACAGUUCUCGCCGGGCGUGGAAUGAGCGUGACAGUCGCUGUGAUGUGUGCGCCACUCACCUCACUCAACUCAAACAGGAAGCUGUGCGUGUGGUUCUGACUCUUGACCAGUGGGAUUUGUCUCCCACCUCUUCUCCUCCAGCCCUGAGUGGACGAUAUGGAUCUCAAGCACCUCCGGGUACAAUGGGAGCAUCAGGAGCACCAGGAGGUCCUCUGUCACGUGAAUGGCCUCCUUUUCUUCCUUCCUCUUCCUCCCCCUCAGCUGCUGCUGCUGCUGCUGCUGCUGUUUCACAACCUCCUCACACAUCCUCACAAUCCCCUUCUCCAAUCCCCAGCCAGACUCCAACACCAAGCCCAAGCCAUGGAUCAUGCAGCUCACAACCUCAAGGUGCAGGGCACAGACUGGGGUCCAAGCCCAGCUCUCUGGGCCUUGGAAGUGGAGUGGACAGAAGAAAUGGGUCCCCUAGUUCAGGAAAACCAGCUGGUGGCCAGCAGCAGCCAGUGACUGGAGUAAACAGCCCUGUAAAUAAUGGGGGUAGCAGCAGUAAUAAUGGGAGUGGAGCAGUACUGAGUACAGCAGCUCUGCAGGCACAUCAGCACCUGAACAGAACGAAUGGAGGAGUCACACUCUAUCCGUAUCAGAUCUCCCAGAUGAUCUCAGAGACCUCCAGAGAGGGAAUUACUGAAGCUGCCCUGAACCGCUACAACACACACUCACCCUCGCACACAAAUUCGUCAUCACAUACAAACUCUCCCUCUCACACUCCAGCUGCAACCACCACAGCACCGACCGCCACCUCCGCCGCUGCCUCUUUCUUUGCCAGAGCUGCACAAAAAUUGAGCUUAGCAUCCAAAAAGAAGAAGCAGAAGACAGCGGCAGUCACAGCCCCAGUGACAUCGUCAUCGCCAUCAUGUGACCCGCCUCUCUUCCCCACCAAUUUUAGCUCCACGCUGUUAAUGGCCCCUCCCCCGGCUCCACCCUGCCUCCUUCGUGCAGCGAACAAGAUCAAAGAUACACCCGGGCUUGGAAAGGUGAAAGUGAUGGUGCGAGUUUGCCCGGUGUCUCAGUCUGAUGCAGCUGAGUCCAGUUCCUUUCUCAAAGUGGAUCCCAGGAAGAAACAAAUCACCAUCAUGGACCCUUCAGCAAAUCAGACACAAAGUGCUGCCUCUCAGAAACGGGCCGGAGCAAAUCAGGUCCCACCAAAGAUGUUCACCUUUGAUGCAGCCUUCCCUCCUGAUGCAUCACAGGCGGAGGUGUGCGCGGGAACAGUUGCUGAAGUUAUUCAGUCGGUGGUGAACGGAGCAGAUGGCUGUGUCUUCUGCUUUGGACACUCCAAGCUGGGUAAAUCUUACACAAUGAUUGGCCGUGAUGACUCGCUUCAGACUCUGGGUAUAAUCCCUUGUGCCAUUUCCUGGUUGUUUAAGCUCAUCAAUGAGAGGAAGGAGAAAACUGGAGCACGCUUCUCUGUCCGCGUCUCUGCUGUCGAGGUUUGGGGGAAAGAGGAGAACCUUAAGGACUUGCUGUCUGAAGUGGCCACAGGCAGCUUACAGGAUGGGCAGUCACCUGGGGUCUACCUGUGUGAGGACCCCAUCUGUGGCAUGCAGCUGCAGAACCAGUCUGAGCUCCGUGCUCCAACACCAGAAAAGGCAGCCUGGUUCCUGGAUGCAGCUAUAGCAGCUCGCCACAGUAGCCAACGCCCCAACACCACAGAAGAAGAGCACAGGAAUUCACAUAUGCUCUUUACAUUACACAUAUACCAGUAUCGCAUGGAAAAGACAGGCAAAGGAGGAAUGUCAGGAGGUCGCAGUCGCCUCCACCUGCUGGAUCUGGGCAGCUGUGAUGUUAAAGUACUCGGAGGAGGAGGUGGUGGGAAAAGCAGGGAGAACUCUUCACCCAGCUCGGCUCCGCUGUGCCUUUCUCUAUCUGCCCUCGGCAAUGUGAUUCUGGCCCUGGUCAAUGGGAGCAAACACAUCCCAUACAAGGACAGCAAGCUGACCAUGUUGCUAAGGGAGUCGCUAGGCAACAUGAACUGCCGGACCACCAUGAUUGCUCACAUCUCUGCCUCACCUAGAGAUUUCUCAGAAACCCUCUCUACCAUUCAGAUUGCUUCCCGGGUGCUCCGUAUGAAAAAGAAGAAAACUAAAGUCACAGUGCAAUACACAUCCAGCUCCUCUGGGGGAGAAAGCUCCUGCGAGGAGGGUCGCAUGCGUCGUCCGACCCACUUGCGACCUUUCCAUCAUCGUGGUGACCCUGACUCUGACCUUCCAUUGCUGCGACUCUCCAGUGACCCUGACGAAUACUCCAGCAGUGAGCAGUCAUGUGACACAGUGAUCUAUGUGGGUCCAAAUGGAGCUGCUGUGUCAGACAGAGAGCUAACGGACAAUGAGGGACCGCCAGAAUUUGUACCAAUUAUUCCUGCAUUACUUCGAGGAAAAACUUCAGAGCAGCAUCAAACACAAAGCCAAAGUCAGGCAACUGGAGCACAGAACAAGGUGCAGUCUCAGCCUGACGAGCAGCCCAGUGCUCCCUCUCAGCCCCUGUCGCAGGCCUCCCAGUCUCUACUUGGUCAGCCGCUGGCCCCUGUCCCAGAGGAAGGAGCUGAAUGCCUGAAGUGCAACACGUUUGCUGAGCUGCAGGAGAGACUGGACUGCAUCGAUGGCAGCGAGGAGGUGGCAAAGUUUCCCUUUGAAGAGGCUCCAGCUAUCAAACAAGGGGUCAAACAAGAGCCAUGCGCAUCUUCAUCUGUUUCCACUGCUGCUCCUGCUCCAGCCCCUACAGCUGUGUUGGAUAAAGAAGCUAAAACAGGACCUGCAUGUGGUGUAGGAGGUGCCGUGCAGGUCUCCAGGAGGAGGACCAAUGACCAGCAGCUGCAGGAGAUCAAGGAGGUGGUGGAGGAGGCAGAGUUGGCCCAGACAAUGAUCCACAGCCUGACUCAGAGUUCUGGUAGCCCAACAGUGACGAGUACCAGAAGCAUUACAGGAAGCAGCAGCAUCACCUCUAACCCAUUGCACAGAGCCAAGAGUUCCCACCUACAUGAUAGUCGCGAGAGUCUGAAUGUGGUGGGUGGCAAUUCCGAUGGGAAGGCACGCCCUCUUGGAUCACCGCGCCUUGGUAUUGCCAGCCUGACCAAAACCUCAGAGUACAGGCCUCCAUCUUCCCCAUCCCAGCGGUGUAAAGUGUAUACCCAAAAGGGUGUAAUGCCAGCAAUGCAGCCUCUAUCCUCAAACACUCAGGAAGGCCAGGCCGUGGAUGCUUUGACCUCAGACAACAGUUUAGCUGCAGACAGCGGUCGUUCCUCCACAGAGUCCCUGCUGUCCAGGACUUCUCCUGCAGGCAUGAGCCCACAAGUCCGUGAGCCAACUCCAUCUUUAUCUGCCAGCCUGGGCUCAGCUGAGACACUCUGUGAUGAUGAUGUACCACCUAUACCUUUGGAUAGCAAGGAUGUCUCGGGACUGGCAGCAUCUGCAGGACCUCUUGUAAUUGGGGAGGAUGAACUGGUGUACACUGUGGUUACUGGAGGUGAGGAGGACCUUGACAUUACUGCUCUCAUUGAGAAUGAGGGCUUGGCCGGUCGUCCAGUGAGCAUCAUUAGCUUCAACAGUGACUGCGGCUCUGCAACUGCCCUCGUUACAGGCUCUCAACCUAUCAGUACUGCUUUAGAUGGAGCUGUGGAGGAUCACAUGCUUGCAGGUCCUGCAGCAUCUUCAGGGGUUACAGACGUUGUUGCCAUGGCAGAGGUGGCAAUGGCCAAGCUGCGGAUAGAAGGUGAAGCCUUAGCCACAGCAAGGUCAAACUGUGGUUCACCCAUCUCUUCAUGGGUGAGUGAUCUGAGCAUGGGCAGUGAAGCUGAUCAGUCGCUCCACAGCUUCAGCCAGUCCCAGAGCCAACAAGGGGAGGCACUGGCUGAUCCUGAUCCCAACCAGAGCUUUGGAGUUGAGGGGCUGGGUGGCUAUGAAAGUGGUGGCAGCCCAAGAAGAGGAAGUCUGGAAGGAGAACUGGUGCUGUCAGAGAACCUGUGUGAUAAGGGUACUCCAACUAAAGACAGGCUGAGAAAACUUCCUCCAUCUAUGGCUAAAACUAACAUCCAAAUUCUGGCAGGACCUGGUAACCUUUCCCCUUUCAAGAGCAACAUCACUAUUUACCCGUGUGCAACUGUCAAACCCAUGGUCGUCCAGGAAUCCACCAUCCUCUCACCUACGAAGGCCAGCUUAAUGAAAGAUCCAGUCAAAUCCAAUGCAGCAUUUAUAGCUUCUAUUUCAAGUGAGAUGAAUUUUGAAGACCCCUGGUUGAAACGUGGCACAGAGGAGGGAAAGUCCAGGGAGGUUGUGUGUGAAGGGAAACUAGAGAAGAGGGAGACAGAGCAUUCAAAGAGCCACUCAGUAGAUAAGGGUAAUGCUGGGAGUGGGGAUCGUGGUAGCUCCAGUUCAGGAGGUGAGGUGGUCUCAUCGCCAGACUCCUUUAAGCGAGUGGUGGAUGGUUGUGAGAUGGUUGCUAUUGUUGCCCAAGGUGAAUGCCUGACUAGCAUUUACAGUCCAGAUAUCCACCGUACAGCCAGUCUUCCACGCGGAUGGCACCGUGUCAACCGCCAUGACGGCUUAGACAAUGGAAGCGAGUACCGUAAUCUUGGAGUCACCACUUCAACUCCCUGCAGUCCCCGUGCUACACUUGAUCGCUGGGGAUCAAAUGGAAAACAGGGUUUUUUCUCUCACAAAAAGGGGGGAAUCCCACCACUGCCGCCUGUACGAAAGUCCAGUCUAGACCAGCGGAACAGGGCAGCCAGCCCUCUCCAGCAAACCAGUCAUGGAGUCUCAUCACAGGGGAACUCGGCAGAUGAUGCAGGCGUAUCUGGAUGUGGCCCUGCAGGAGCAACUCGACAGAGAGGCUCCAGCAUAGACAGUAGUAGGCUUUUCAGUGCCAAGUUGGAGCAGCUUGCCAACAGAACCAACUCUCUGGGUCGAGUCCACAGCUCACACAGUGGUUCCCAUCACUACGACUGCUUUUCCUUAGAGAGAGGUGAGAGUCUUAGAGGGGGAGGAGGAGUGAAGGGUGAUAGCACCAUGCCUCGCACUGGACGCAGCCUCACCCGUGCUGGAUCAAUAUCUUCUUCUUCUGGAAACACCAGCAGCCUUUUCAGUGGCAGUACUGGUCCAAGCAGUGCUCCACAGUCACCAGCUAAGACCAGCAGUCAGUCAAAGAUCUCAGCAGUUAGUAAGCUGCUGAUGACCAGCAGUCCCAAGGCCAGGAGUCUGUCUGCCUCCAGCACCAAGACUUUGAGCUUCUCUACUAAGUCUUUAAGCCAAACAUCCAGCCGGAGCUCCAGCCUUCCUCCUAAUGGAAAGCCCCAGAGUUCAGUCCAGGGCCCUGUGCAGCAGCAGGGACCUGCCCCUGGAACCUGGUCUACCCAGUCUCUCAGCCGAAGUCGAGGGGGGAGUCUGGCUGCUAAGCUUCCUCUCCGAGCUGUCAACGGUCGAAUCUCAGAGCUCCUCCAGGGGAGUGCAGGCUCCCGUUCCAGGAGUCAUGUCCAGGGAGGAGGCACAGAUCCAACAGAGGAAAGAGGGGCAAGUGGAGGAGCUGCUGGAGCAGGAGGUGGUGGUGGAGAUAGCCUGGGAGAGGAGAGGGCAGCAGUGGUACAAACACUUCCCUCUCCCUACAGCAAGAUCACAGCUCCCAGAAAACCACACCGCUGCAGCAGCGGCCACGCUAGUGACAACAGCAGUGUACUGAGUGGUGAGCUCCCUCCGGCCAUGGGGAAGACGGCUUUGUUUUACCACAGUGGAGGCAGCAGUGGCUAUGAGAGCAUGCUGAGAGACAGCAGUGAGAACACGGGAAGUACCUCCUCUGCUCAGGACUCUCUCAGUGAGCACAGCUCAGCCACCACCUCCUCCCGACGGAGCUCCAGAAGCAGCAAGAAAAGCAGGAGCAACACAGGUCUCCAGCGUCGACGUCUGAUCCCUGCACUAACCUUGGACUCCUCUUCUUCAUCACCUUCUCACCGUUCCUCCAAACAAGCCAUCACUUCCUCUUCUUCCUCCUCCUCCAGCCCUGGUGCAUGCUGGGUCGAUGGGCCACUUGGGCCCCCUGCGCCCUCAAAUCUCCGGGGUGCGACUGCAGCAGCAGAAACCUUUGAGAUCAAGGUGUAUGAGAUAGAUGAUGUCGAACGGCUGCAAAAAAGGAAGGACAAAGGAGGGAGCAAGGAGGUGGUGUAUGUCAGUGCCAAGCUUCGUCUGUUGGAGCACCGCCAGCAGCGAAUCAGUGAAGUCAGAGCCAAGUAUCAGUGUCUCAAGAAAGAACUGGAACAAACCAAACAAUACUUGAUGCUGGAGCCACACAAGUGGACCACUGAGUUUGAGCUGCAGCAGGUCUAUGAAGUGGACUCACUGGAGUAUUUGGAGGCUCUGGAAACAGUGACAGACAAACUGGAGACCAGAGUCAACUUCUGCAAAGCCCAUCUUAUGAUGAUUACCUGCUUUGAUGUGUCCUCAAGGCAUCGGUAGACAGCUGGAGGGACGGAGAGCUGAAGGAUGGAGAGGUGGACUCAGUUUGAUGUUGAUGUUUAGACCCUUUGCCUGCUGACUAAUCAAACACAUGUAGAAAAUCUCUAACUACAACCGGAUAAUUGGAAGGACAGACACAGGGAUAGACUGACCACAUAAUCCUGCAUGUUAUUCCUGUGUCUUGUCCAGAUGUCAGUAGGCAGAAGGACAGAUGGUUGCAUAGAUAGGAUGGAGCUGUACGGAGGUAAAUUAAAAGAAACACAGAGAGACAAGAUCUGUAGAUUUGUGUGCUGGGGCUUGGUAACAAAUUCAGAAACAGACAUUAAAUAUUAUCUAAUGGACAGGCUACUUUGAAUCAGAGAAAUAAAGCUGCCCAAACAGUGUAUGAGUCUAAAAAGAAAUGUCAAACCAAGUAACCAGAGAUCAAAGUAAUUGGACUGUAGAGACACCUCUAAGACUGAGUUGAACUUUAAAGAAUGUACCGAGAGCGAACGAGGCAAUAGCUGAACAAAAACUGCCUUUUUUUUUUUUUUUAAACGGAGAAAGCUGAAGAAGAGGUGAAAGAGAAGAGAAGAACAAUUUCACAUCUCCCAUCAUUUUGGAACAACAUUUUUUAAAGUUUACAUGGUUAAAGCCUUUGGUUGUAAAUACGGAGUGCCGACUACAGAAUCGCCUGGUGGUGUUGUGCAGCAAAUAAAAGAGACUAACCAAGAGAAUGACAAGAGGACAAAGGAAAUGAUUUAGAAGUGCCUUGUGAAUAUUUCAACAAUACCAAGACCAGUUCUCCUUCUCUCUGAAUUUUGUGUACAUGCAGUAAGUAUGGUGCUAGUCUAGAAAAACCCAGAAAAGAUCAGUGUCCUUGGAAAAUCUUUUAAUUUUUAGUCUUUUCUAAGUGUGGUGUUUUACCGUGGGUCAGUGUUUCACUUUAUAAUAAACAAAAUAAUAAGUUUUUUCAAUCUAUGGUCUUUGGUACAUUGAUUAGAGAUCAGAGAAACUAAAAAAAGUUAAAGUGGACCUGUUAUGCUCAUUCCUAGCUCUUCACAUUUAUUCUUAGACUCUAUUCGAGUCGCUUUACAUGAGUCGCAGCUCAAAAUAAUCCUCAUUUAUCUUAUACUGGGCUUAUUAUAAGGAUGAACUGAGUGGAGUGUAAUACUCCACUCAGUUCAUCCUCUGUGUGAAAAAGACCAAUGUAGUUCUUCUUAUAGCCAACUUUCUUCUGAUUGGCUGCCCCUUGCAAACAGAAGGACUGAACAGCAGGCGGGUGAGGUUGCAUUCCUGAGACGAUCAUAUGAAGAAUAUCUGCUCUCACUGUCAUCAACUCCUUUUACUUCAUAAACGAUCCAUUAUGAAAUGGCCCCUGCACUUCUGACUCACAGGGAUAACUUACACAUUCAAUGAACUAAUUAUCUGAAUGAUCAUGUUUAAUAUGAGCAUUCACCAUUAUAAACAUGAAUAUAUGACAGAAAAUAAGGAAAAGCAUAAUAGGUCCCCUUUAAAGGAAAACUACAAAUUAAUAUAAUUAAAUUGUUGGAAGGACCAAAAAUCUAAACUGAAAAACUUACAUGAUUUUUUUAGGACACAAAGUUAUGUGUGUUUAAACAAAAACAUUGAAUCUGGUUUAUUGUGGUGUUGUUUUUUUUUACCUUGCCUUUUCUCACAAACAGAGCACAUUUGACUUUUGGCCCUUCGGGGCAUUCAUACACAAUGUUUUCCCUGAGAGGGAUUUUUAAUGUUCACAAAGAUAUGAAAUGUCCACUGGUAAUGGAGAUGAAAACGCUUCUAUCUGAUCCGGUGUUAAAUACAACCAUCGACUGACUCCCUCCCUGCCUGACUGACUGACAGGCAGUCUGUCUGUUAUUUGUAUCUGUGUUGUUCUACUCUAUUCUAAAAGAAACCGAAUGAUUUGUCAUUGUGUGUGAUUUAAAAUAAAGUAUCCUUUUUUAUUUGAGUGCAAUGGGACCAUGUAGAGACUAUGUAUGAUAGUAGAUGUUAGCAGGAUAAUGGAAAUCUGAAGAGAUAUUUAUAGGUAAAUUGUGAGAAGCACACAGAUGCAGGAUAAAUCCAUUGGCAUACUGUGUUUUCAUUUUAAUGGAACAAAGUAGUGGAUUUAGGCAAUAUGUUGGGACUACAAUUAUAGGCUGUUUAAACAGUUCCAGUAUCCUUAACAUUGUAAAGGACAAUUAAAUUAUAUUAAAGAUUAAAGGAACCUAGUUAAAUAGGGAGAAAACUAGUUUAAAAGGCAUAGAUCUCUGCCUGGUUCCACUUUUUGGAUGGAUAGCAACUCUUAAGAUUUGUUAGUAUUAUCUAUGGUGCUUGAGAUGCUUAUGAUCUAAAUGUUUGUACAAAUAUAAAUAUAUGAAAAAGCCCAAUUCCCUCUGAAAUACAAAACAACGCCCUUCAAAUGCUUCUUCUACAUCACCGUCAUCACGCCUGUUGUCAAGCAGAGAGCAUUCUGGGAGUGCGAAUUGAGAGCAGUGGAAAUUAUGUCAUUGUAUUGAUACAAUUUGUCAAAAGCGUUGUAGUGCUAAAAUGUUCUCACUGCUAACAGCAUGAACUCAGAAUCUUUCACUGAAACUGAAAAUACACUUAAUUCUGUGAAGUUUUGAUCUUCACGACAUGAAUGAGGUAACAGCGACUAAUUUCGUGUAGAGCACACUGACAGGAAUGGCCGUGACAUAAUCUAGUGAGAAAUUACCCUUGAGACCAAUACAUGUUUGACAAACUAAAGAGUCUUGUUUUGUUUUUUGUUUUUUUUUAACCAGAGGCAUCUCUGAUCAUUUCCUGUUUUUAUCCCCGUGUUCAUCGUGCAAGUCAUGAAUGAAAGUUUAUUUAUUUGAGUCGCUAAUUAAUGUUCUUAUUUAUGUACACCUUAUGAUCUUAAAGAGUUACUAUGCAUUGAUGAACAAGAAAAAUAACUGUACAUACUUUGCUGAGCCCAUUUCAUAUAUAAAUAUAUAUACUGUG
Messenger RNA from Archocentrus centrarchus (flier cichlid), 10003 nucleotides. It is a transcript of the gene kif26ba, whose product is annotated as kinesin family member 26Ba. Gene Ontology annotation, biological process: microtubule-based movement. The transcript is spliced from 27 exons. Gene Ontology annotation, molecular function: microtubule motor activity; microtubule binding; ATP binding. NCBI's taxonomy places the organism in Eukaryota, Metazoa, Chordata, Actinopteri, Cichliformes, Cichlidae. The record is from RefSeq and is a predicted model, not a curated record. The coding region runs from base 47 to 7039 and encodes 2330 amino acids.